UGAAGUGGUGGAUGUGUCAUGGCUGCAGCUCUGCAUCACUAAGCUAACUUUGUCAUCUCUCUUCGUACCGGUGAUUAUGGCGACGUUUUUCGGGGAAGUUUUGUCUGUGUAUUCUCGGGCUGUGGAGGAAGAUGAUGAGGAUCUCGAAGAGAACGAAGAAGAUGAACAAAUUCACAGAGAACUUGAGGAAAAGAGGGAGGUUCGUCUUCACUGGAGUCCUGCAGUCUCAGAGUCGCUGAAGUCCGGGAACAAGUUGCAGUGUUCAGACUUCAUACUCGCUGUGGGACACAACGCUGCAAGGUUCCUGUCAGUGUACGUUCUCACCUCUGCAAACUGGGACGCAGUGGGACAUGCAUCAGUGUGGAACGAGAGGAGCCGGGCUGUAUCUGGGCAAACCAGCGAAGAGUCGGCGUGUGUUUUCUAUAGACAGAAGGACAACCCAUCAGUUUUGAUAUGCCAAGUGACUUGCUACAUUGCAGAGGACCAACUUUUUCAGUGGACAGAAAAGGUCUUUGACUGUCUGCAGCACAGAGAGCUGAAUGUCACAGUGCUCUCAGACAGCCCUAUGGCUGAGUACAAGGCUGCAGAUUAUCUGUGCUCUAGCUCCGCCCCCUUCCUGCGGUCUCUGCACACAGGUGUGUUCAGUGGUCAGCCUGUCUGCCAACCACUGGAGCAGCCUAACAUAGUUACUGGACUCCCAGCUGCAGUGCUGAACCACUGUGAGGUCCACCGCAUCGCCACUGUUAUUUACCAGUGUUACAGUGAUGUCACUGGCCCUGACUCUGUCACCAUGGAGACCUACAAGCCUGCACUAACUAAGCUUGGCAAGUCCAUGCAGUUGGACCCGUCUCCGAGCACAGAUGUCCUCCGCAAGUUUGUCACAACCACCAACAUUCAGAGUAAUCUUUAUAUCUGAAAAUGACCUACAGUGCAAUUUCAUUCUAUUUUCCUGUGGUAAAUACUGUCAUUUUUUAAAUAAAGAAAAUAUUUUAAAAAUC
Molecule: messenger RNA, 998 nt
Organism: Cheilinus undulatus (humphead wrasse)
Lineage: Eukaryota; Metazoa; Chordata; Actinopteri; Labriformes; Labridae
Gene: psmg1
Product: proteasome (prosome, macropain) assembly chaperone 1
Exons: 7
Coding region: 77-916 (279 amino acids)
Biological process (GO): proteasome core complex assembly
Cellular component (GO): endoplasmic reticulum
Molecular function (GO): proteasome binding
Source: RefSeq, a predicted model, not a curated record